Molecule: messenger RNA, 2079 nt
Organism: Aedes albopictus (Asian tiger mosquito)
Lineage: Eukaryota; Metazoa; Arthropoda; Insecta; Diptera; Culicidae
Source: RefSeq, a predicted model, not a curated record
CUGAAAAAUAACACUUCCAAGUUGCAGUUGAAUCUGCGAACGCCACGCGCCAGCUCACUGGUGCGACCCGGUACAACAACAACACCUGCCACGUUGAAAAAUUCUGCGCCCGAAAUUAACAUCCGGAGCAGAGAACUGAACCCUAGCAGUAUUACCACAACAAGUUCUAAUCUAUCAGGCGUACAAAUGCGGGCACCGAAAGCGGGUUCACGGCUAGGGCUGGUACGACCAUCGUCCGGUUACUUUAGCUACAGCUCACAGAAGAAACCCGCGGACUCAGACACCGAAUCAAUCAAUAGUUUAUCAUCGUCAUCAGCUAGCUCUAGAGGAAGCUUGUACCGUGUAGAUAGCCAGAAUAUAGCUAAUAAUGUACAAAAUUACGCGACCCAUAGUAUUGAAGACAUAAGCGGCAGCGCCGGUGUAGUUAACGGUGGAAGUUUAGGGUUGCGGGCCAAUCUACCGGUGGAACCCAAUCGAACGGCAGUAAAUCCGGCCAAGAGCAUACCGGCCUCGGGUAUCAGCGGUGCGAAGCCAUCCGGCUUAAGGCCUCCCUCUAAUUUACGUCCACCGACCGCGCGCAGCGGACUCCCCCGACCGACUAGCUACGUGAGACGAUAGACUGUGAGUGCUGGUAGUUCUAAGUCAGUUUUGUAAAGAUUUUUUUUACCGAUCAGUUGUUUAGUAUCUUAGCUUGUUCUGAGCCAAAUGUAUUUUUUACUGGUGGAAUGUCUCUUCCUGAAGAUGAUAUUCAAACAGGGUUUAUGGCCUUCGUAGUGAAUCGUUCGUUUCUUUUCCGAUUGUACAAAAAUGAUGAAAAAGGAUAAGUGUCCCGUUGAGUUCCGCGAGAACUAGAUUGAUAUACGAUUGAAGCAGUCGAAUUGAUUCGACCAUCACAAACUGGCAAUACAUCAAGCAGUAUUUGUCAUUGUGAGUAUCACACAAUUUGUAAUUUCUGCAGUUUCAAUGUCAGAGUAUUUUGCAUUUGCCGUUGUUAUACGUUUUGUACAAUUGAGUUUAUUUUAUAAGUUUAGUGUUUCAAUUAUACCUUUAAGUUCUUUAUACUUUUAUUCUGAAUCGAAAUUUUUGUGCCGAUUUAUAUCGAUUCUAAUUUAGAUUCAAUCGAAUUUUAAUUCAAUCAAUUUCGGUUCACUAUAGUAACCUAUUUAUUACCAUAAAAGAAAAACUAUUCUUGUCAGUGUUUUAGAGCAAUUUAUCAAAUAAAUAUGGUUUCAAAUUUUCACUUCUCUUUUAUUAGUUGCACUAUAGCGACAUACUCACUAAAUUAUGGUAACUUAAUUGCUGCUAUAAUUCAUUAUGUAUCCUCAAGCAACUACAAAUUAUAAUAAACAUUGAUUUUACUGCCGUUAAAUUUUCUGCAACACAAUCUAAACGUUACAAUUCUGUUGUGAACUAUGCACGUAAAAGCCAUUUGAUUAUCGAUUUUAAUAGUUUCCGUUGAUAUAGCUAUUAACUCGUUCGAAAAUCCUGUCUAUGCAUUUUAAAAUCUUUGUCGUCGAAUUCUAUUGUUUAAUCGUUGUGAAUCGAUCGUCUUUAUCCUUGUGAUAAAACAAGCGAGCUCUCCUUUUCUACAUCUAGGCCGUUAACGCUAUAAUUUAGCUUAUAAGUUAGCAUAAGAAACCCGAAACCGAAUACCACAUCCAUAUAAAUUUCGCUCCGAAUGUUGAAACUGUUCCAUUUUCCACGACGACAACAUUCAAAACAAAUCUUUCCCAGGAGGCAAUCGAGAUGGAAUUGGUACAAUGAAAGACUAAAACACAAGCGAACUGAGAGAUUGUGAAAAGAAGUUAAAAGCAAACAUUGACAUUAAAACAUAAACAUAUUAUAGUGAUACUAAUGGGAUCGUUAACUGAACAUAAUUGAACACGAAGGUUCGCGAAACAAAGCGAACCUCAAUAACCGCAACCGUAAGAAUCGAACCGCUUAUUGAGCUAAUCACAAAUAAAUACACAUACACACAACUGUGAACCUAUGGCAUAUGUUCCAGCUAUCGUUGGAUCACCAUCAUGAUCAAUGCAUAAAUAUAUAUCUUGUCCAAGAAAUAUAUAUUUAUAGACUAGA